AUGAUUUCUGAGUACGUGAAAUUUUUGGUUUUAGUCAAUUUAUUGAUGCUAGUGGUUUUGCAGAGCCAAUUUGGACAGAUUGGCUGCAAUUUCGCAAAGAAAAAAAUAAGCCAAGAAUUUCAUAUUAAUGAAGAGAAUUUUGAGAAUGCAGAUACUGUGACUUUGCCAGGAGCCAAUGUUAAGGAAGGUCAAGUUCAAGUAAUUGAUUUGAAGAAUUUACUUGAGGAAAUACCAGGAAAUGAAAAGAAAAGUACCAAUGAGAUGGUUGAGUCUGAAAUAGAUUUUACAGAUGGUGAUUAUAGUCUUCCAACAGAGUCAGACAGUGAUGGAAGACUUACAGGAAUGAGCAGAGGGAGAAGCAGAGAAAGGCGUUUUAAGUUCAGAUUUGGAGAAAAAAAAUUAAACAAUUAUGUAAAUUCAAAACCCGAUUUUCAUAAAAAAUCCGUAGAUCACAUAAAAGAAGAUGAAAAAGAAGGAAGUUCGGGUUAUGAGGCAAGUAUAGAUUCAGACUCAGAAAGUGAAAAAUCUGUCAAUUCAGCAAAGUCCUUUCAGUCUAAAGAUUCCAAUGAUAGUGAUAAUGAAACUGUAUUUGAAGAAAGUUUAUCUCCCAUGCCAAUCAUUCCAAUUGAGGAGAUGAAAUCAAAAAAUUCAUUGGAUCAAGUGAUUCAACUAUUGCAUAACCAAUCAAACUUGGAGGCAAUGAGAGAAGUUAAAAAAAAGAAGGAUUUAAAGAAAGAGAAAUUGGAAAACCAAGAGAUGGUUAUGGAUAAGUUAAGGUCCGUAAUAGAUUCUAUGCAAAAAAAAUCAAACUUAAAAAAGGAUUAUGUUUAUGGUGCAGUAAGGGAUUACAACAUAAAUGAUUUGAUUGAACAAAAGAACCUCCAAAAUUACGGUUACAAUGACAUUAUGAUAAAUGAAAAAGAAGAUGAAAUAAAAAAAUCAAGAAUUUUUGGAGAAAAGAAAACACAAAAUGAGCUGAAAACUGCAUCUAUGGCAAGGAAAUUUUACUCAAAGCCAAGCAGUGCCCUUGCUUCAGAACUUCUUGUAUAUUCACCCUUAUCGGGCUCCAGUCAAAAAAAGAGUGGUGCAGGUCUUAAAACAAAUAAAAACCAAAUAUCAAGACAAAAUAAAUUAACUUUUCAGUCCGCUGAGGAACCAAUUAUUUCUCCUGAAGGCACUCGUGUAAGAUCCCCCAUUAGUUUCUCUGCAAAAUCUACCUCUGUAUUUACAAGUCAAAAAUCCCCUGAUGGCUCCGAUAAGUUUCAAAGCAAUCAAGGCGAUGAUUUCAAACUUGAAGAGUCUUUUAAAGAGAGUCAGGGCUCAUCAAAGUCAGAUAAUAUUGAAAAUGAUCAAAGUUCUGAAGAAAGCUUGAGCACAGUUCCAACUCAGAUACAAUCUACAGAUCACGAAGAAAAUUCAGAAAACUCGCCCCAUCCUUGGGAUGAUCAAGCUCAAGAAGAGCAAGAAUCAGGUGAGCAAAACGACGAACUCAAAAAAAGAAGCUCUGGAAAUCCUAUAGCAAUGCUUGAAUCAGAGUUAAUGAAAUUACAAGAUAUGGUGAGCCUUAACAUUAAAAAGCCCACUAACUUAAAUAAUUUUGGACGAAUAAAGCCGAAGUCUUUCCACUCCGAUGGCGAAUAUUUGGUCAAAACAUCAAGCCCAGAAAAUAACUUCUUAACAAGGGGAAAAGUUUCAGUUGGAAGAAUCAGAAAAACUAGAGAAAGUAAGCAGGCUGAAACACAUUCUCCAGAAAACAAAUCCGUUUCUAAGCCUUUUGUAACUGUUGGAAGGCUCAAAUCACCCACAAGACCAACCCUGAUCGAUAAAAUGAGACCUGUUAUAGAAGAUGAUACUUCUGUCUAUGAUUAUGAAACUGCUGCAGCAGUUUUUAAUCUUAAAUCAUCUAAAUUAGCUAUGGAAGACCAGAAUGCAAGACUCCAAAUGGAAAAUCAAUUAAGAAAUCCCUUGAUUAUUCCAGAGUUUGUUCCUUCUGAUCUUUCAAAACCAAAUAUGAAGGAGACCUACUUUUUGGGGGACAAGACGCCGCCUAGAAAUAGACCUAAUGGAUUUAAAAGGGGCAUGAUGGCCUCAAUGUCUUGGAACAUGGCUAGAAAUCCACUUUCUGAAGGUGUUGCUCCCCCUAUUGUAAGAGUGCAGAAGGUUAGAGGACAAACAGAAAAAAGGGUUAUUUCAAGAAAAGUAUGA
This is a messenger RNA of Cryptosporidium ubiquitum, 2205 nucleotides long. RefSeq lists its product as uncharacterized. NCBI's taxonomy places the organism in Eukaryota, Apicomplexa, Conoidasida, Eucoccidiorida, Cryptosporidiidae. The record is from RefSeq and is a predicted model, not a curated record. The coding region runs from base 1 to 2205 and encodes 734 amino acids. The transcript has a single exon.